This is a messenger RNA of Chiloscyllium plagiosum (whitespotted bambooshark), 943 nucleotides long. RefSeq names its product retinol binding protein 4, plasma (gene rbp4). Gene Ontology annotation, molecular function: retinol transmembrane transporter activity; retinol binding. Gene Ontology annotation, biological process: retinol transport. The record is from RefSeq and is a predicted model, not a curated record. Lineage: Eukaryota; Metazoa; Chordata; Chondrichthyes; Orectolobiformes; Hemiscylliidae.
GGGGGGCUACAUAUAAAGGUGUGGCAAGCCAACUAACUGUUCAGAGGAGUUGCCUGGAGAGUUUUGAACACGAUAGUGCGAAAAGUGAAUUCCUAUUUUGAUUGAGACCGGAAUCCGAGGGAUUUGAGAUUUGUACCACACGCUGUGAAAGAGAAUCUGAAGGACGAUGAGACACUGCAGGGUCUUGGGGCUGCUGCUGCUGCUGCUGGUUUCCAUCUCCAGUUGCUUUGCAAAGUCCGACUGCGUGGUAAACAACUUCCAUGUGAAGGAAGACUUCAACAAGACGCGGUAUGUGGGCAAAUGGCACGCUUUCGCAAAGAAGGACCCCGUGGGCAUUUUCCUGGAGAGUAACAUUCAUGCCGAGUUCAAGAUUGAAAACGAGACGAUGACGGCCAAAGCGACUGGCCUGGUCACUUUACUACCGGAAUGGAUCGUGUGCGCUGAAAUGAUGGGAACAUUCAACAAUACUGAGAACCCCGCCAAGUUCAAGCUGAAAUACUGGGGGGCAGCCGAGCACCUGCAGAAAGGCAAUGACGAUCACUGGAUUGUUGACACCGAUUAUGACAACUAUGCCAUCACAUACACAUGUCGAAAACUGAAUGAUAAUGGAACUUGUGCAGAUAGUUACUCAUUUGUUUUCUCACGGGAUCCUGAAGGAUUAACCCCUGAAGCACAGCGAGUCGUCCGAAAGUGGCAGGAUCAUCUCUGCCUGGCAUUCAGAUAUAAGCGUGUUGCUCAAACAGGGCAGUGUCCUUAGAUUCAGCGGAUUAUUGCCACUUUGGCCAAAGGUUAUAGAUGUGAACAUCUGUCUACAGUACUACAUCAGGACCAGCUUUCAGCAUCUUGUGAAUAUAUUUUUCCAAAGCUCUCAUUUUAAAUACAAAUGGAUUUCCAGUCAUGUAUUGCUCUUCCAAUAAAGUUAUGCUAAACAUUUGUGUAUAAA